Suillus paluster is the source of this 1271-nucleotide messenger RNA. RefSeq lists its product as uncharacterized. The transcript is spliced from 7 exons. The record is from RefSeq and is a predicted model, not a curated record. Bases 99 to 842 code for a protein of 247 amino acids. NCBI's taxonomy places the organism in Eukaryota, Fungi, Basidiomycota, Agaricomycetes, Boletales, Suillaceae.
AGAAUUUCCGACAUCUCUUGAACGUUAACUGUCGCUUAAGUUUUUUCUACCUGGCAGCAUCCCUUGAAUUACUAAGUCUUCACAGCAGUAGUUACAAGAUGAGCUGGGUCUCUGGCACGCAAGCUGAUCUACAAGCACUGCUAAACGUCACGGCGGAUUCCCUGGCAGAGCACUGCGGGCUGACUGGCGAUCAGCAGGAAAAUUCGCUGUCUCUCGAACGACAACUUGGUUUGCUUCAAAGGAAUCCAUCCCAAAGCAUAAUCAACUCAGAAUUUUGCGCCAAGUAUCUUCCUGCUCUUGUGGAUGCCUACAAUACACAAGAUACAGCAUUCAACGUACCCAUGAGAAUGCUCAAUGCUGUUACUCACCUGCCAUACUUUGCCAGGUUUCUGUUAACCACAGCUAGAUCGUCGAUUUGUAAGGCUCAAGCGCAUCGCAUGGUCACCAUGUCUCUAGACCCAGCAGAUCCUGUGUUCGUCGUAGAAAUGUGUCAGUUUCUCUCGACCCUCCUUGCCCUGCAAGGCACAAAUUCCGUCAGCGAGGAAGAUAAACAAGUGCUCCUUCCAAAACUGCGUCAGUGGAGCAGGAAGUACCAGAAGCAACAGAUCACGCGCUGCCUCAAGCAGCUCGAGGGCGAUCCGGAGACAACGCUCAUGGCAGAUGGCCUGAAACAACAUUGUGAAAGGUCUCUCAACGAAUGUGGCUUUGAAGGUUGUGGGAAGUCCGGAACCUCAAAGCUCUUGCAGUGCUCGCGGUGCAAAACAGCUGUUUAUUGCGACCGCGACCAUCAGAAGAAAUCAUGGCCGUUACAUAAACCAACGUGUUUUCAAGCGGUCUUUUGAAGCACAUUCAUGUGCUUGGACUUAGUGUCACUCUUCGCCACCACCAAGAAAUUUCUCUGUGUGGCUGUGAAUUCAGGAUAACCCGCAAAAAUAUCUUUUGGCCUUCGUUUCGUCAACUUACAGCAAGCAACCUUUGAUAAUGCAUCGAAUAGGCAAAGAAAUAAAUUUAAUACAGCUAGCCCUCGCAUACAUGAACAUUCGUCUGCACGCAUAUAAGCACGGAAAGCAGCCUCAGAGGAUGAUAGGCCCAUUAAUGAGCCCAUCUGACGUAGCCAUAUCAACAUCGGCAGAACCUUGCCCCUUGAUGGAACCAGAUAUUGAAACCUCUGUCGUGACUUCUUCUAUUUCAUGAGCAACCAGAUCUGCGGCUGUUUCCAUCUCUGCCAUGGCGCGCCUGCAAGCAACGUUUUCUUGUGAAAUAGAUGAGGG